This is a messenger RNA of Musa acuminata subsp. malaccensis (wild Malaysian banana), 2037 nucleotides long. RefSeq names its product putative mannan endo-1,4-beta-mannosidase 9. NCBI's taxonomy places the organism in Eukaryota, Viridiplantae, Streptophyta, Magnoliopsida, Zingiberales, Musaceae. The record is from RefSeq and is a predicted model, not a curated record. Gene Ontology annotation, molecular function: mannan endo-1,4-beta-mannosidase activity.
UUCAUGUACUCCGCGUGAUGGCCGAGUCAGUUAGUCGUAUGUCACCGGGACCGACCACGAAAUUGUGGUGCGACGCGCCGCUGACGAUUCCUGGAAACGCAGAGCUGCAAGCCAGCGGACGAAGCAAAGCCCCCGUUGCCUUCUUAACACCUGUCUUAGUUGUGAAGCAUCCAAUUAAGUUGGGCGAGCCGUACCAGCACUUCCUUCUUCUUGUUCGCCUUUUGUCACCUACCGUUCCAUCUCCACUUUCCCUGCCCUCCCCGCCAUUAACUGCAGCUCAUCGGGUCCUUCUAUAAAUCAGAAUGGUGCGCCAUUGAUUUCAAUGACGCAACACACACUAAAGCUAGAUCUGGUUUCCCCGUGAUUGCAGCAUCUCUCUCUCUCUCUCUCUCUUUCUGUGUCUAUCUGUCUGUCUGUCUGUCUGUCAGAUUUAUAGUCUUUGUUGUUUGUAAUAGAAACCGAGACCAUAAUAGGAUAGCUUUUAGCUCUUGGAUUCGUUUCUUGAGCAGAAGGAUUUCUCGGGUCCUUCAGAAAGUCCAAACACACGCCACACACAAAUAAGAACUCACAGCAACUCACGGUGCUUCAACAGAAAUCGUAGGUCUCCCAGAUGCAUACGGAAGUCCUCGUCCACGGCUUGCUUCUGUGGACACUUUUGGCUUCUCGAGAUAGCAGAGCUCACGGUGACACAGGUUUCGUGCGGACCAACAUGACUCAUUUCCUCGUGAACCGCCGCCCGUUCAGCUUGAACGGAUUCAAUGCUUACUGGUUGAUGUACGUGGCGUCGUUCCCGGAGGAGGGACGGAGCAUGGUUUCUUCUGCGUUCCAGGAGGCUUCUACCCAUGGGCUCACACUGGCCAGGACUUGGGCUUUCCGGGACGGUGGAUACAAACCCCUGCAGCGUUCUCCCGGCGUCUACGACGAGGACAUGUUCCAGGGUUUGGAUUUCGUGAUUUCGGAGGCCAAGAAGUAUGGGAUCUAUCUGGUACUGAGUUUGGUCAACAACUUUGAGAGCUUUGGGGGUAGAACGCAGUAUAUCCAGUGGGCGAGAGACGAGGGGGGUCACCUCAGCUCUGACGAUGACUUCUACAGAGACGAAGUCGUCAAGAGUUACUACAAGAAUCAUGUCAGGGCAAUACUAACCAGAGUUAACACCAUAACCGGAGUAGCCUAUAAGGACGAGGCCGCCAUUUUUGCAUGGGAACUCGUCAACGAGCCGCGCUGCGAAACCGAUCUCUCUGGCCGGACAUUGCAGGCUUGGAUCGAGGAGAUGGCUGCUCAUGUGAAGUCCAUCGACAGCAACCAUUUGCUGGAAGUCGGGCUCGAAGGGUUCUACGGGGAGACGAUUCCCGAGAGGAAAAAGAUCAACCUUGGUUACGAAAUGGGUACCGACUUCAUAAGCAAUAAUCAAGUCCAAGGAGUUGACUUUGCCACCAUCCACGCCUACCCUGAUAUGUGGAUGCCGGGAUCAACCGAGCAGACGCAGUUGGCUUUCCUCCAGUCUUGGAUUCAGUCGCACGUCGAGGACGCCGACGCGGUUCUGCGAAAGCCGCUGCUGAUAUCGGAGUUCGGCAAGUCCUCGAGGCUGUCGAACCGCACGGGGGACGUUAAGGCCGCCUUGUACACCACCGUGUACGACGCGAUCUACGCGUCGGCCCGCGGCGGAGGCGCCUGCCGAGGCGGGAUCUUCUGGAACCUGUUGUUGGGCGUGCAGGAAAUGGAGGGGCUAAGAGAUGGCUACGAAGUCAUCUUCUCCGAGAGCCCUUCUCUGGGGCAGAUCAUCUCGAAUCAGUCCCACCGCAUCUCCAACCUCAACGGUGGCAGCGAGACCGAGAAGAAACUGAGACCUGCACUGCCCAGUGGCAAUCAGUGGUCUAUAUCGAAGAGAGAUCGUCUUCUUGUUUCAUCCAGUCGAAUUCUUUUGUUCUUAUUCCACUUCCUAUUAAUUUGAAUUUUAUAUUGCACGAAUGUGCACGUCACACAUUGUUUGUACUUUGUAUUUAGUUAAUACAAGAUUCUAAUGCUGGAUUUGUUUAA